AGAGGCAGAGAACAACCUGGCCCGGGUGCCCGCACUCCUGAGCUGCUGCUGUCGCCCCCGCCGCGGCUGCUGCCGCCUCUGCAUCCAGUGCACGCGCGGCCGCUGCCGGGCCUCUGUACACGCGUGCUCCAAGGUUCUCACAGGAGGGAAAGCCAUCUGAAAGACAAUGACCCCUCUCAUCUUCCUUUUCGUGGGUGUGCUUCAUCUUUUACCUUCAUGCUCAGGGAGGGCUGUGUGUAAAGAUGUUGGGCACUUGAAGACAUUUGGAGAAAUAAAGGAAGAAAUAGAAGGCUACCAAGAUGUUGCUAAGGCCAUUGUAGAUCUUGCUGUGUGUGGCAAAGCCCAGAACAGAUCCUAUGAGAGACUGGCACUUUUGGUUGACACCGUUGGACCUAGACUGAGUGGCUCCCAAAACCUAGAAAAAGCCAUCAAAAUUAUGUACCAGAACCUGAUAGAUGAUGGGUUGGAGAAUGUCCAUAUGGAACCUGUCAAAGUGCCCCACUGGGAAAGGGGGCAGGAGUCCGCUGUGAUGCUAGAACCCAGAAACCAUUCAGUGGCCAUUUUAGGCCUUGGGAGCAGUGUUGGGACCCCCCCAGAAGGAAUUACAGCUGAAGUCCUGGUGGUUUCCUCUUUUGAUGAGCUGUAUAGAAGGGCCUCUGAAGCGAGAGGGAAGAUUGUCGUUUAUAACCAACCCUACAAAGGUUAUGGAGAAAGUGUGCUAUACAGAGUUCAAGGGGCAGUAGAAGCCGCAAAAGUGGGUGCAGUGGCCUCCCUCAUCAGAUCUGUUGCUUCUUUCUCUAUCUAUAGUCCUCACACAGGAAUUCAGUACUACCAGGAUGGUGUGCCUCAGAUCCCAACGGCCUGCAUUACUGUGGAGGAUGCAGAGAUGAUGGCAAGGAUGGCUUCUCGGGGGACCAAAAUUGUCAUCCAGCUAAAGAUGGAAGCAAAGAACUACCCAGAUACAGAAUCCUUCAAUACUGUGGCUGAGAUCACUGGGAGCAAGUAUCCAGAACAGGUUGUCCUGGUCAGUGGACAUCUGGACAGCUGGGAUGUUGGUCAGGGAGCCCUUGAUGAUGGCAGUGGAGCAUUUGUGUCAUGGGAAGCCCUCUCUCUUAUUAAAGAUCUAGGGCUGAGGCCAAAAAGGACCCUGCGCUUGGUACUGUGGACUGCUGAGGAGCAAGGUGGCAUUGGUUCACUCCAGUAUUACCAGCUGCACAAGGUCAACAUCUCUAACGUCAGCUUGGUAAUGGAGUCUGACUUGGGCAAUUUCAUGCCCACAGGUCUAGCAUUCACUGGAAGUGAUAAAGCCCGGGCUAUUAUAAAAGAGGUUAUGAACCUGCUACAACCCAUAAAUAUCACCCAAGUUUUUGAGGAUGGAGAAGGAACUGACAUUAACUACUGGAUCCAAGCUGGAGUACCUGGUGCCAGUCUACUAGAUGACCUAAAGCGGUAUUUCUCUUUUCAUCAUUCCCAAGGAGAUACCAUGACAGCUCUGGAUCCCACGCAAAUGAAUUACUCAGCCGCCGUUUGGGCUGUUGUCUCCUAUGUCAUUGCUGACCUAGAUGAGAUGUUGCCCAGGUAAUCAGAAGAACGAGGAAGAAGGCACAUUCUUUCCAGAAUCCAGUAUUCCACAGCAGCAAGAGCUCUCUUCUCUGUCCAAUAGGUUGAUUUGGUUUUUGUUGCUUGACUUCAAAGCACACUUUUACCUUCUGGCACAAUGUUUCUCAACUCUUUUCUAAUUCUCCCAUUUUAGUAGCAAGACUAAAAUCUUUAUUGCCAGUGUUUUAUUGUUGUUCAAGUAUAGCAUUUUCUUACACUUAUAAGGAAAAUUGUUUCCUUGAUGAAAGUAAAUACUUGAAUAAAUCUGUUCCUUUUGCAAGAAUAA
This is a messenger RNA of Phascolarctos cinereus (koala), 1885 nucleotides long. It is a transcript of the gene CPQ, whose product is annotated as carboxypeptidase Q. The record is from RefSeq and is a predicted model, not a curated record. Lineage: Eukaryota; Metazoa; Chordata; Mammalia; Diprotodontia; Phascolarctidae. Gene Ontology annotation, biological process: thyroid hormone generation; peptide catabolic process; proteolysis. Gene Ontology annotation, molecular function: metallodipeptidase activity.